AGUGCACACUCAGCCCUCUGGGGAGUGAUAAGGGGGCCCCUGGGCUGCUGCCCCCAUUUAUGGCUGGAUUGCUCUUCCACGUGGCUGCUGUGCCCAAGGACGUGUGGGAGGAGGCUGAGGAGCCCUUGCGCAAGGGGUUAGUGCCUGGUACCGCUGGGUCAGCUGAGCCGGGGUGCCCAUCCGAGUGUGCAGGGCAGGCAGAGCGCCCAUAUCCACCAUCCCAACCAACCUCAGUGUCCCUAGUGGCCUGCCAGCUGAGGUCACUCGUGAAGAGGCCCAAGGCCCCUGCCCGCAGCCACGGACUCCUGUUCAAAGUGGACAGGCAGGACUUCAGACUUGGAGCUGAGAGCCUCUCUGCCAGGACCCUCCUCCCAGUUCAGGGAGGGCAGGGCCAGGCACAGCAGAGGCCCAGCCAGCCCUGUACCUUACUGGCCCCUCGCCGUGCUGCGAUGCAGGGUGGGUGCCUUGUCUGAGCUCCCUGGGGCCUCAUGGCAGCGUCUCCACCAUGACCUAUAGAUGAGGAUACGAGCUGGGGGGAAAGUUUCCAGGGCCAGCAGUGGUACGUCAUGCAGCAGGGCCUGGCUCUAAGCCCUCCGCGGAGAGGCCUGUGCCACAAGAACCUGCCUGGCCCGCACUGCUCUGAACAGUGUCAAGCAAGUGAGCAGCAUCUAAGCAAGUAGGCUGCCCAGCACACACUGCCCCUCACCUCGCCCCCACUGGCUUGACCAAUGCGUCUGUGUGGCCACCUCCUGCCUGUUGGGGUUCUGCUCCUGGCAGGGCCCCCAGGCUGGGCCUGGGUCCCCAACCACUGCAGGCCUCCCAUUGAGGCUGUGUGCAACUUCGUGUGUGACUGUCAGGACUGCUCCGACGAGGCCCAGUGUGGUUACCACGGGGCCCUGCCUGCCCCAGACACCCCCUUCACCUGCGACUUCGAGCAGGACUCCUGCGGUUGGAGGGACAUCAGCACCUCAGGCUACAGCUGGCUCCGAGGCCGGGCAGGGGCUGAACGGGAGGGUCCCGGGCCACACUCGGAUCACACGCUAGGCACUGAUCUGGGUUGGUAUAUGGCUGUUGGCACCCACCGUGGGAAGGAGGUGGCCACUGCAGCCCUGCGCUCCCCUGUCCUGCGCGAGGCAGCCCCCACCUGCCAGCUGAGGCUCUGGCACUACACAGCCUCUGGAGGUGCAUGCCCAGGACCCUGUGCCCCAGGCAGGGUGGGGGGUGCCCUGAGGGGAGGGACUGGGGAAGCAAGGGGGCUACAGCAGAGGCUGGGAGGCACCCCAAAGGAGGGGCUGGGGUCCCAGGGCAGCUCACAGCCAGCAGGCUGUGGGAGGCAGCAGGGGCUUGAGCUGCUCCAGGCUCCCAAAGCAGAUGCAGCUGAGCUGCGGCUGGAGCUGACCCACGGUGCCGAGACGCUGACCCUGUGGCAGAGCUCAGGGCCCUGGGGCCCAGGCUGGCAGGAGCUGGUGGUGGCCACUGGCCGGAUCCAGGGUGACUUCCGGAUUACCUUCUUUGCCACCCGAAAUGCCACGCACAGGGGCGCUGUGGCCUUGGACGACGUGGUCUUCUGGGGCUGUGGGCUGCCCACCCCCCAGGCCCACUGUGCCCUGGGGCACCACCACUGCCGGAACGGGGCCUGCGUGGAGCCCCACCAGCUCUGUGACGGCGAGGACAACUGCGGGGACAGCUCCGAUGAGAGCCCCCCCGCCUGCAGCCACCACAUGGCCACCGACUUUGAGACAGGACUGGGCCCGUGGAGCCAUUCAGAGGGCUGGGCCCGGAACCGCAGCACCGGAGGCCCUGGGUGCCCCACCUGGCCACGGCGUGAUCACAGCCGGAACAGUGCACGGGGCUCCUUCCUCGUCUCUGUGGCUGAGCCCAGCGCCCCAGCCAUCCUCUCCAGCCCUGAGUUCCAAGCCUCGGGCUCCCAAAACUGCUCGCUCACCUUCUACCACUACCUGCACGGGUCUGAGGAUGGCUGCCUCCAGCUGUUCCUGCAGACGCAUGGCCCCAGAGCCCCCCAGGUCCCCAUCCUGCUGCGCAGGCGCCACGGGGAGCUGGGGGCCGCCUGGGUCCGAGACCGGGUUGACAUCCGGAGUGAGCACCCCUUCCAGAUCCUCCUGGCUGGGCAGACGGGCCCAGGGGGUGUCGUGGGCCUGGACGACCUCAUCCUGUCAGACCACUGCAAGCCAGUGCCCGAGGUGUCCAGCCCAGCUCCCGGGCUCUUGGCCCCAGCGCCUGGGCCUCAGCCUCCUGGUCCACAGCCCCAGGACUUCUGUGAGCCAGGACAUCUCUCCUGCGGGGACCUGUGUGUCCCCCCAGAGCAGCUGUGUGACUUCCAGCAGCAGUGUGGGGGGGGUGAGGACGAGCAGGAGUGCGGUAAGGGGCAGACAGAGGCAGGGGGGGCCCCCUUCCUCCAGGCUCUCCCCACCGCAGGGGCCAGGCAGCGGCUCCGGGGCCAUUCAGUUCCAGCCACUGUUGCAGGCACCACAGACUUUGAGUCCCCCGAGGCUGGGGGCUGGGAGGACGCCAGCGUGGGGCAGCUGCAGUGGGGGCGUCUCCCAGCCCAGGAAGGCAGGGGCCUUGGCACAGACGCCCGUGGAGCUGUUACUGGGCACUUCCUGUCCCUGCAGAGGGCCUGGGGGCAGCUGACCGCGGAGGCCCGGGUCCUCACACCUGCCCUGGGCCCCUCCGGCCCCCACUGCAAACUCCACAUGGCUUACUAUUUUCACAGUCACUCCCAAGGCUUCCUGGCAUUGGUCGUGGUGGAGGACAGCAGCCGUGAGCUGGUGUGGCAGGCCGGGGGCAGCAGCAGUGGGGGAUGGAAGGUGCACACCGUCCUACUUGGAGCACGCUGCCGGCCUUUCCGGCUUGAGUUUGUCGGCCUGGUGGACUUGGACAGGCCUGGCCAGCAAGGCGCUGGGGUGGACGACGUGACCCUGAGGGACUGCAGCCCCAUGGCGUCCACCAAGGAAGAUGCAGAGGUCUCCUGUAACUUUGAGAGGGACACAUGUGGCUGGCACACCGGCCACCUCACAGAUGUCCACUGGCACCGGGCCAAGAGCCGUGGCCCAGGGUACGACCACACCACCGGCCAAGGCUACUUCAUGCUGCUGGACCCGACGGACCCCCCAGCCAGGGGCCCUGGCGCCCACCUGCUCACCCAGCCCCAGACACCAGCAGCCCCUCAGGAGUGUCUGACCUUCUGGUACCACCUCUGUGGGCCCCAGAUCGGGACACUGCGCCUGGUGAUGAGACAGGAAGGAGAGGCAGAGAAGCAUCUGUGGUCACGGUCUGGCACCCAGGGCAACCACUGGCACCAGGCCUGGGCCACCCUCCACCACCAGCUGGGCUCUGGCGCCAAGUACCAACUGCUCUUCGAGGGCCUCCGCAACGGCUACCACGGCAGCAUGGCGCUGGACGACCUGGCUGUGCGGCCCGGACCCUGCUGGGCCCCCGACCACUGCUCAUUUGAGGACUCGGCCUGUGGCUUUUCCAGCGGGACCCAGGGCCUCUGGAGGCGCCAGGCCAAUGCCACAGGCCACACCGCCUGGGGUCCCCACACUGACCACACCACAGAGACGGCCCAGGGGCACUACAUGGUGGUGGACACAAGCCCACAGGCCCUGCCCUGUGGCCACGUGGCCUCCCUGACCUCAGAGAAGCACAGGCCCCUGGCCCAGCCUGCCUGCCUGACCUUCUGGUACCACCUGAGUGUCCACAGUCCAGGUACGCUGCGGGUCCACGUGGAGGAGGCUGCCAGGCAGCAGGUGCUCAGCAUCACAGCCCACGGAGGGUUUGCGUGGCGCCUGGGCAACGUGGAUGUGCAGGCUGAGCAGGCUUGGAGGGUGGUGUUUGAGGCCGUGGCCGCUGGCAUGGAGCACUCCUACAUUGCGCUGGACGACCUGCUCCUCCAGGACGGGCCCUGCCCUCGGCCAGCUUCCUGUGACUUUGAGGCUGGCCUGUGUGGCUGGCGCCCGCUGCCCUGGCCCAGGCCGGGCGGGUACAGCUGGGACUGGAGCAGUGGGGCCACACCCUCCCGCUAUUCCCAGCCUCCUGUGGACCACACCCUGGGCACAGAGGCAGGUCACUUUGCUCUCUUUGAAACGGGCGUGCUGGGCCCAGGGGGCCGGGUGGCCUGGCUGCGCAGCCAGCCUCUGCCUGCCACUGAGGCGUCCUGCCUCCACUUCUGGUACCACAUGGGCUUCCCUGAGCACUUCUACAAGGGCGAGCUGAGGGUGCUCCUGGGCAGUGCCAGAGGCCAGCUGGUCGUGUGGGGUGUGGGCGGGCACCUACGGCACCAGUGGCUGGAAGGCCAGGUGGAGGUGGCCAGCGCUGAGGAGUUUCAGAUUGUGUUUGAAGCCACUCUGGGCGGCCAGCCAGCCCUGGGGCCCAUUGCCCUGGACGACGUUGAGUAUCUGGCUGGGCAGCAUUGCCAGCUGCCUGCACCCGGCCAGGGAUCGCGUCACUCUGCCGGCAUCCAUCACCAACGACCAGUAGACACCCCAGGGGAUCCUGGCUCUCACACAGCUCCCCCAGCCCCUCAGCCCCAGCCCAACACUGCCCCUCCCCUGGACACACAGAGGCCCCAGCGCCCACCUGCACAGACUGCCACACCACGUGCCCGGGACGGUCCUCACCCAUCAAUAAACACGCCGGCCAUAAGGGCCGGCCCCCUGCUGCCUGAGGCCUGUGUCCGGCACUGCCACCAGCUGGGAGGCAGCCGUGGAACCCCCAGACUGCUUCGCCUGGGGAUGUGCUUGGGGGCAGCUCCCACAGCUCAGUGACUCCAGCGACAGGAAAGAGGCAGGUGUAACAGCCAGGGUGAGGGGCGCCAGGAGGCAGACUCCUACAACCCCGGGAGCCACGGCCAUGGCCCAGGCUCGGCAGGCACCCCAACAUCCGGGCCCUGUGCAGCGCCCGCCUGGCAGGUGGCUCUGCACACCUUUUAGGACCGGGUGCAAGUGACAGGCUGAGGAGGAACACCUUGGGGCCUGUGGUGGCAGGGAGCUGGGCUGCUGGGGCUGCCUACCGCCCACUGCCCACAGCAAAGGUUCCAGUGCCCCCAGAAGGACGUCUUGAAACAGAGGUCACUUGGUGCCAUGAUGCCCCUGAGCAGGUCACCAGAGGGCAAAGCUGAGGUUUCUGGUUUCACAGGGUCUGAGAGAGAAGGUGACACCCCUGGGGUGUGGCCCCCGGUGCCCCACAUACCAUCCUCAUCUAAUGAAAGGGAGUCAAGUCUUUCUAACCCAAAAAUGGUCCCAGGCUCCAAUCUUCCAUGCAGGAAAUGUGGGUGCCCCUCCACAAGGCUUGGAAGGCCCCACUGGGCUUGGCUCUCCAGGCAGAGUGACAGACCAAACUAGACACAGCUGCACAGCCGGAUGCCCCCUCCGGCCCACAGGAGGCUCCACCUCGCCGCCCAGCCCACUGGGCUCUGGGAGCUCAACACCAAGGGCGGGGGCGCCAAGAGGCUGACCAAUGCCAC
Manis pentadactyla (Chinese pangolin) is the source of this 5485-nucleotide messenger RNA. It is a transcript of the gene MAMDC4, whose product is annotated as MAM domain containing 4. Lineage: Eukaryota; Metazoa; Chordata; Mammalia; Pholidota; Manidae. Gene Ontology annotation, molecular function: protein binding. The coding region runs from base 729 to 4787 and encodes 1352 amino acids. The record is from RefSeq and is a predicted model, not a curated record. The transcript has 27 exons. Gene Ontology annotation, cellular component: membrane.